AUGAUUGGAUCCUCAAACCACGUCGUGUCCAGCAGUAUUGCCACGAAGAUGAAGGAGGCAAACAUGGCGAUGGCGAAGUUCCACGGCGACUAUAGAUGUGAUUACUGCAAGCGUGCUGAGGAAUGGGCACAAAAACGGGCAGCGAAGGUUGGGAAGGGCCCCAGUGAAAUCACACCGUUCAUUUGCACGAUCUCUGGGAGACGGAAGCGUUGCGACUUCUGCUCAAAGGGCCGGCGCACACCCUGCUCGCUUCAGCCAUAUCUCAUCAACAAUUUGGUCAGCGUCGAUAAGGACCUUGUCGGCACAUACACAAUCAACCACGCUCCCGAGGCCACAGUUACUGGCAUCGAGUCCAACAACAAGAUCUACUCGGCAGUCCGCGUACAGGACGGUUUGCCUCGAACGAAGCGUAUGACCAGCCCCGCAAAGCCCAAGCGCAAGAACGCAGUGAAAGCAGCGAAAAGGGUCGCAAGGGUUCGCAGCAGCGCAAGCCAGCCCCGCAAGCGUGCUCAGCCGCGCACACCUAUCGCCACCUCAGUAACUGGAUCGUCUUCGCAUUCAAAUGACUCGCAAAGUCAUGUCGAGACCGAUCUUCUGAGCCAGGAGGGAUCUCGUCUCCGCAGCACUGCGGAGGAGGCCCUAGAUGGCCUGUGCAGUGAUGUCCGCAGACUCGAGAGCGAGAUGUACGAACUUCGCAACACAUUGGAAGCCGAGCGGGCAUUCCGGAAGGAGGUAGCAGUCGAUCUCGCCAAACUUCGCAGUGAGAUGGAUGACCUACGCGCCGGCGCUGGUGUGCGCUCCUUGGCCGCUCUUGAACUGGAUAUAUCAGCGUUCGUUGCCAAGGUUAGGAGGCAGUUGGGCAGUGUCGAUGAUCGCGAUGAUCUUGGCACGACCCAUCAAGCGGCUUUACAUGCCGCUGGUAAGGAUGUCGCGGCGCUAAUGCCGACUUACGUCAUCCUCUCACGCCUCGCAACCUCCGACGACUUGCAGCCCGUCGUGCUACAUGCGGCGGCGCUCAACGCUCACGGCGUCCACCAUCCCGCAGCUGCAGCCCCGUCGCACCCCCGCCGUCGCCGUCACUGUCCGUCCGAGGCCUACCUGGAACGAAGGGACCCGCCAGCUGGCGGGUUGAAGCGCGGCGGCUUAGCCCGCGAGGCCGUCCGCCAGGUCGACAUGGGAGCCGACAUAGGGUGUCGGCGCGACGAAUCCUUGCGGAACGUCGGCGGGACGGGUCGCUUCUAUGCGGGGAAUUGUAAGAGACUGUCGCCGAUAUCGAUGGCGGAUUCACCGCCACCCGAAAUCGACCCACAGGUCCAAGGCGACGACCACCCUCGUUUCACGCCCUCGAUCGUGGACGGGAUAGUCAAAGCGACAGAAGACAAGGGCGGCGAGCUUCAAGUCACGCAGUCGGUGGAGCGGUACCGUAGGAGGGCCAUGCCAGGGCGCGAAGAAGAGCAAACACCUUACCACGUACUUGCCGCGCCGAAUGCGCGGGUGAUAGCGACGCUUCGUGCGAAGGCUCAGAGAAUUCCUCACCUAGCCGCGGACGUGCCCGCACCCGUUGUUCAGGUCGGCUCGGAACUGCGGUCUGUCAAGGAUGGGCCGGUGAAGCGAAUCGGCAUCGUAGGUCGCACAGGCGCAGGAAAGCGCUUGCUCAUGCACGCGCUGUUUAGCCGCCUUGCUCUCGUCCCGCAAGACAACGUGCUCUUCAAGGGAACACUCCGUCAGAACCUAGACUCAGAGGGCACCCGCACGGAUGCGCAAUUGAUCUCUGCCAUCCAGCCGACGUGGCUACUGCCGCAGAACGGGGCGCAUGACGCCGUGGCGGAGGCGAAGUUCAGUCUGGACUCUCUCGUCGGCGACGAGGAGAGCAACUACUCCGCUGGCGAGAAGCGGAUGUUGGUGCUCUAUCGGGCGUUGGCGAAGAACAGCCGCAUCAUCGUCCUCGUCUGGGAUGUGUAA
Fomitopsis serialis is the source of this 1962-nucleotide messenger RNA. RefSeq lists its product as uncharacterized. Lineage: Eukaryota; Fungi; Basidiomycota; Agaricomycetes; Polyporales; Fomitopsidaceae. The transcript has 13 exons. Bases 1 to 1962 code for a protein of 653 amino acids. Gene Ontology annotation, biological process: transmembrane transport. Gene Ontology annotation, molecular function: ATPase-coupled transmembrane transporter activity. The record is from RefSeq and is a predicted model, not a curated record. Gene Ontology annotation, cellular component: membrane.